GUCGGACUGCUGUUUUUGUUGUUGGUGGAAGGUGAGGGAACAGCUGAUCGGAGAGUGGGAGGAGGGCCGAUAUCUUCAGGGCAGGAUGGAAGAAUCAUCACUAAGCCGGGCACCUUCCCGAGGUGGAGUCAACUUUCUGAAUGUAGCCCGGACCUACAUCCCCAACACCAAGGUGGAAUGUCACUAUACCCUUCCCCCAGGCACUGUGCCCAGUGCCAGCGACUGGAUUGGCAUCUUCAAGGUGGAGGCUGCCUGUGUUCGGGAUUACCACACGUUUGUGUGGUCUUCGGUGCCUGAAAGUGCAGCUGAUGGCUCCCCUGUCCACGCCAGCGUCCAGUUCCAAGCCAGCUACCUGCCCAAACCUGGAGCCCAGCUCUACCAGUUCCGAUAUGUGAACCGCCAGGGCCGGGUGUGUGGGCAGAGCCCCCCUUUCCAGUUCCGAGAGCCAAGGCCCAUGGAUGAGCUGGUGACCCUGGAGGAGACCGAUGGUGGCUCUGACAUCCUGCUGGUUGUCCCCAAGGCCACCGUGCUGCAGAACCAGUUGGAUGAGAGCCAGCAAGAAAGGAAUGACCUGAUGCAGUUAAAGCUGCAGCUGGAGGGACAAGUGACAGAGCUGAGGAAUCAAGUCCAGGAUCUCGAGACUGCUCUGGCAACCGCCAGGCAGGAGCACGCUGAGCUGAUGGAGCAGUACAAGGGGCUUUCCCGGUCCCAUGGGGAGCUCAUAGAAGAGAGGGACGUCCUGAGUCGGCAACAGGGAGACCAUGUGGCGCGCAUCCUGGAGCUGGAAGAUGACAUCCAGGCCAUCAGUGAGAAAGUGCUGACAAAGGAGGUGGAGCUGGACAGGGUGAGGGACACAGUGAAAGCCCUGACUCGGGAACAAGAGAAGCUCCUCGGGCAACUGAAAGAAGCGCAGGCAGACAAGGAGCAAAGCGAGGCUGAGCUCCAAAUGGCACAAGAAGAAAACCAUCGCUUAAAUUUGGAGCUACAGGAAGCAAAGGGCCGGCAGGAGGAACAGAGUGCUCAGGCCCAGCGACUGAAGGACAAGGUGGCCCAAAUGAAGGAUACCCUAGGCCAGGCCCAGCAGCGUGUGGCCGAACUGGAGCCCCUGAGGGAGCAGCUUCGAGGAGCCCAGGAGCUCGCAGCCUCAAGCCAGCAGAAAGCCGCCCUUCUCGGGGAGGAGCUGGCCAGCGCAGCGGGAGCCAGGGACCGCACAAUGGCCGAGCUCCACCGCAGUCGCCUGGAAGUGGCCGGAGUCAACGGCAGGCUGGCUGAGCUCAGCCUGCACCUGAAGGAGGAAAAAAGCCAGUGGAGCAAGGAGCGGGCGGGGCUCCUGCAGAGUGUGGAGGCGGAGAAAGACAAGAUCCUGAAGCUGAGUGCAGAGAUACUGCGACUGGAAAAGGCAGUUCAAGAGGAGAAGACCCAGAACCAAGUGUUCAAGACUGAACUGGCCCGGGAAAAGGAUUCUAGCCUGGUGCAGCUGUCAGAGAGCAAGCGGGAACUGACAGAGCUGCGGUCAGCCCUGCGUGUGCUCCAGAAGGAAAAGGAACAGUUGCAGGAGGAGAAGCAGGAGCUGCUGGAGUACAUGAGAAAGCUGGAGGCCCGCCUGGAGAAGGUGGCAGACGAGAAGUGGAGUGAGGGCGCUGCCACAGAGGAUGAGGAGGCGGCCGCAGGGCUGAGCUGCCCAGCGGCUCUGACAGACUCAGAGGAUGAGUCCCCAGAAGACAUGAGGCUCCCUCCGUAUGGCCUGUGUGAGCACGGAGACUCGGGCUCCUGUCCUGCUGGGCCACAGGAGGCUUCUCCCCUGGUUGUCAUCAGCCAGCCGGCUCCCAUUGCCCCCCACCUCUCAGGGCCAGCUGAGGACAGCAGCUCUGACUCGGAGGCUGAAGAUGAGAAGUCAGUCCUCAUGGCAGCUGUUCAGAGUGGGGGUGAGGAGGCCAAUCUGCUGCUUCCUGAGCUGGGCAAUGCCUUCUAUGACAUGGCCAGUGGCUUUGCAGUGGGUCCCUUGUCAGAGGCCAGCACUGGGGGCCCUGCCACCCCGCCGCCGUGGAAGGAGUGCCCCAUUUGUAAGGAGCGGUUCCCGGCCGAGAACGAUAAGGAUGCGCUGGAGGACCACAUGGAUGGACACUUCUUUUUCAGCACCCAGGACCCCUUUACCUUUGAGUGAGCUCACCCCUCACCCCAGGACAUACCCAGAUACACUUACACACAGACACACACUCACAUACAGACAUACACUUAGGUCUCAUAUCUUUCCUGAUAUGAUAUCUUUAUCCUGAUACGGGGCUCCAUGAUAUUCUCUUCCCCAAGAACCGCUCUCUGAACUGUGUUCUCCUAAGCUCUUGCCUUCAUCCUGUCCUGCCUGGGGCUCUUCUGUCCAGGCAGGGGCCCUCGUUGGAAGCAGUGGCUGACUUCACCCCCUGAAAGCGGUUUGGGAGGAACCAGGAUGGAGGAGAGCAUCCCCCGGGGGACUAGAAUCACCCCCUCCUAGCCCUGGUUGCUCUGUCACUGACACGAGCCACCACCCCACUGCCACCCCACUGCCACAGACACACACACACACACACAGGCACUCGCCCUCACACACACACUGCUGCCCCAAAGCCAAUUCCUGGGGCACCCCACCCACUUUUAGUCGGGGUCUGUGCCGGUUUACCUGAGUUUUCUCAGGGUCCUGCAUGGAGGCGGUGGCGGCAUGGGCAUCAUGGCCUCUUCGGGUCUCUCUCAGUUCUAAGUUUCAGUGGUUCUUUCUGUCCCCCCCCCAAUCCCAGCCCCAUGGCCUGCACCUACCCCAGCCUUUCCCACACCAUUAGGUAUGAAGUUUGGAGGUUUCUUUUGUAUUUUUGAGGUUUUCUGUACUCUAGCUCCUGCCCCUCUCUGCCAUCCCUCCCCCAGUGUCCUCACAUGGAAAGAAAUAAUGCAUUUGUGCCUUCUGUGAGGGAUGGGGGGAACAAAGGGUCCCAGGUGUCCCCAUUUCUCACCCCUUCCUCCCUCUCCAGGUUCCCCCACAGCAAUAAGAGCUUUCCUUCAUUAUCCCUCCCUCGAUCUGUAGUUUGGACAAAUAUAUUUAUAUGAUAUGUAUACCAAUUCUAAUAAAAUGUGUUCUUAUCAUGAGGUGUGACUAGA
Molecule: messenger RNA, 3123 nt
Organism: Neogale vison (American mink)
Lineage: Eukaryota; Metazoa; Chordata; Mammalia; Carnivora; Mustelidae
Gene: CALCOCO1
Product: calcium binding and coiled-coil domain 1
Exons: 15
Coding region: 86-2164 (692 amino acids)
Source: RefSeq, a predicted model, not a curated record